This is a messenger RNA of Durio zibethinus, 1485 nucleotides long. RefSeq names its product putative UDP-arabinopyranose mutase 2. Gene Ontology annotation, cellular component: Golgi apparatus; cytosol. Lineage: Eukaryota; Viridiplantae; Streptophyta; Magnoliopsida; Malvales; Malvaceae. Gene Ontology annotation, biological process: plant-type cell wall organization or biogenesis; UDP-L-arabinose metabolic process. The record is from RefSeq and is a predicted model, not a curated record. Gene Ontology annotation, molecular function: UDP-arabinopyranose mutase activity.
GAAAAAACAUGACCGCGUGAAUCUAGUUGAGCUGUUUUCCUGCCAAAAGUCAGCUUCUUUCCUUCGCACGUGCCACCCUAGCCGAUCCCUCUCUUACACCACACCAUUUCUCCUCUUUCCCUCUCCCUCUCUCAGCCUUGUCUUGCUUUGCUUUGUUUUGCUUUGUCCAAGCUUUCUCCAAUGGCGACUACCUCACCAGUUCCUUUGUUGAAGGAUGAGCUUGACAUCGUGAUUCCAACCAUUAGGAACUUGGACUUUUUGGAGAUGUGGAGACCCUUUUUCCAGCCUUACCAUCUCAUCAUUGUUCAAGAUGGUGAUCCUUCAAAGACCAUCAAGGUUCCUGAAGGCUUUGACUAUGAGCUUUACAACAGGAACGAUAUCAACAGGAUUUUGGGUCCUAAGGCUUCCUGUAUCUCUUUCAAGGACUCUGCUUGUAGGUGCUUUGGUUACAUGGUUUCCAAGAAGAAAUACAUCUAUACCAUUGAUGAUGACUGCUUCGUUGCUAAAGAUCCAUCUGGAAAAGACAUUAAUGCAUUGGAGCAGCACAUAAAGAACCUUCUGAGUCCUUCUACUCCUUUUUUCUUCAACACUCUGUAUGAUCCAUACCGAGCUGGUGCAGAUUUUGUUCGUGGGUACCCAUUCAGUCUCCGUGGGGGUGUUCCCACUGCUGUGUCUCAUGGCCUCUGGCUCAACAUCCCAGAUUAUGAUGCACCAACUCAGCUUGUUAAGCCACUUGAGAGGAACACCAGGUAUGUUGAUGCUAUUAUGACAAUACCAAAGGGAACCCUCUUUCCCAUGUGUGGUAUGAAUCUCGCAUUCAACCGUGAAUUGAUUGGCCCUGCAAUGUACUUUGGACUCAUGGGUGAUGGCCAGCCAAUUGGACGAUACGACGAUAUGUGGGCUGGCUGGUGCACCAAGGUUAUAUGUGAUCACCUAGAUUGGGGAGUGAAGACUGGAUUGCCUUACAUUUGGCACAGCAAAGCCAGCAAUCCUUUUGUGAAUCUUAAGAAGGAAUACAAAGGAAUUUACUGGCAAGAAGAGUUGAUACCGUUCUUCCAGUCUGUUACCCUUCCCAAGGAUUGCAACACUGUUCAGAAAUGCUACCUUGAACUCUCCAAGCAGGUCAAGGCAAAACUAGGCAAGGUCGAUGAGUACUUCAACAAGCUUGCAGAUGCUAUGGUGACAUGGAUUGAAGCAUGGGAUGAACUGAACCCAUCAGGUGCAAAUUCCUCUGAGUUGCCCGAUGGUGCUUUGAAAUAAACUUAUUCAAUUAAAUAGCUACCAUUUUGUUUAGCAGAGCCCUAGGCUUGUAUCAGGAUCAUCCAUUUUGCCUAGGCUCUUGCAUUAAAGCUUAGAAUGUCUAUUUUGCAGGUUGGGUGGAGGGGGGGUUAUAUUUCAAUUGAUCAUAUUACUGAGUUUAGAACAAUAAUAAAUUGAUGGAUUAUGUAUUGAAUUAGAUUUGCGAGUCAGGUAGUAUUUAAUUAA